GUAAAAUCCUCGUUUUUUUUUUUUUUUGGCGGAGUUCCUUUGGUAAAAUUCGCAUUCCAGGAGCUAAAUAACACGUUAUUGGGGUCGCUUCAACCAGGAAUGAAAAACAACCCGCGGCAACACUGUUAAAGAUGCGGGAAAACCGCGGACUUGGCAACACAGUCUGCGAGGGAAACCAUUAUCUGACAACAAGUUCAUAAGUGUUGAUUUUGUACAAUGGACAAAAAAUACUUUCAAAGAAUUCAACAAAAUAAAGUCUUCCUCAUAGACACUUUAACUGUAGAGGCCGAUAUCGUCUUGCAGUAUGUGCAGCAGAAUAAACUUAUUACUCUGCGCGACUACAGGAACCUCUCAGAUAUUCCUGAAAGAGAGAGAAGAGUCAUCAACCUACUUGACAAACUCAUGGGAAAGGGGGAGGAAACUUGUCGCCAAUUCAUAGACCUUUUAAGACAGGAUUGUAUAAUGGAAAAUUUUCCAACAUUAAAGGAUCAUGCCAUUUUUGAUUCUCCAGUUCAGGAGGUCUCUCACUACAAAAUAGAACAAAUUCCACGUGGCGUCUGUGUAAUCAUCAAUAAUGUAAAUUUUACGACCAUGAGUGAAAGAAGGGGAUCAGAUGAGGACCAAAAGUAUCUUGCCAAAGUUUUCCGCUGGCUGGGGUUUAAGGUGGUGGAGCACAGAAAUAAAACUGCAGCUGAAAUGAAGAAUCUCCUCGAGGACCUAGGGAAGACAGUAGAUGGAGACUGCUUUGUAUGCUGUGUUCUCUCCCAUGGCAUACAAGAAGGAGUCUGUGGAAGCGAUGAUGGUGUUGUUUCUGUUGAUGAAAUACGGGAGCCUUUCAAUGGCAUUACCUGCAAAAACCUUGCCGGCAAGCCCAAACUGUUUUUUAUACAGGCAUGUCGUGGCAAAAAACAUCAAUAUCGUGUGAAAGUCCAGGCGGAUGCUCCAGAAGAUGGAGAGUCAGAGAUGGAGGUGGAUGGUGAUUUUGAUAUCACAAUCCCGGCUGACGCGGAUUUCCUCAUUGCCAGGUCAACCACUGAUGGUCACGUUUCCUUUAGAAAGCCAGAAGAGGGCUCCUGGUUUAUUCAGUCACUUUGCCGAAACCUAGAGAAACAUUGUCCACUGGGUACAGACAUCCACACAAUCCUGCUUUGUGUGAAUAAUGAUGUAAGCAGUCUGGGGGAGAUGAGCAAACAAAUGCCUGUCCAUGAAGUCGCCAUGAGGAAGAAACUGAUCCUGCGGCCGGUGAACCACUGAAAGCUCCUACAUAUGUGAAGCCAUGGCUUGAUAUGUCAUUCUCAUGGAUGUUUUAAUAGGAUCAUUUAAAAGGAAAUCUCAAAACAAGUUUAAACAGCACAUUUACUUUGAGGAUGUUCUUAAAGGACGAUUUUUUUUUAAAUCCAGACCAAAAUUGUUUACUUCAAGGGAACCAUGAGCCAUUUGAGAUCUGUUUGUUUUUCCAAGUUUUAUAAGUAACUUUCGAUAAGAUUUGGUUAAUUGUUUAAUAUUUGCAGAUAUGUUUUACACAUUUCUUUAUAUAAAAUGUUUAUACUUUUCUAUGCACUUUCUAUAUUCUAUACAAAUACACUCUUCCAAUUAUUUCAUAAUAAAAUAAUCUUUUAAUAUGGUGUAUUACUGCAUGUAAAAAUGGAAUGAUAUAUUACUCAGAGUCACCUGCAAUGCACAUAAAGUCACAUGCCAUCAGGUAGCAUGAAAGGAACAGUAUAGCAAAAUAAUAAUGAUAUGCUGCUGAUACUAUAUGAUAUGAAUUUCACCUGGUGCUCUCCCUGAGGAAGGCAUGGGCCGAAACGUGUUGGAGAGUUUUUAGAUUUUUUGUAUGUAACCAUCUGAUAAUAAAGGCUUUUUAAAUUGAAA
Ctenopharyngodon idella (grass carp) is the source of this 1872-nucleotide messenger RNA. Its product is annotated as caspase-8-like. Gene Ontology annotation, biological process: proteolysis; regulation of apoptotic process. The record is from RefSeq and is a predicted model, not a curated record. The transcript is spliced from 5 exons. NCBI's taxonomy places the organism in Eukaryota, Metazoa, Chordata, Actinopteri, Cypriniformes, Xenocyprididae. Gene Ontology annotation, molecular function: cysteine-type endopeptidase activity. Bases 217 to 1254 code for a protein of 345 amino acids.